Messenger RNA from Xyrauchen texanus (razorback sucker), 1887 nucleotides. RefSeq names its product retinal rod rhodopsin-sensitive cGMP 3',5'-cyclic phosphodiesterase subunit gamma-like. The record is from RefSeq and is a predicted model, not a curated record. The transcript has 4 exons. Gene Ontology annotation, cellular component: photoreceptor outer segment membrane. Lineage: Eukaryota; Metazoa; Chordata; Actinopteri; Cypriniformes; Catostomidae. Gene Ontology annotation, biological process: positive regulation of epidermal growth factor receptor signaling pathway; visual perception; positive regulation of G protein-coupled receptor signaling pathway. The coding region runs from base 161 to 424 and encodes 87 amino acids. Gene Ontology annotation, molecular function: cGMP binding; 3',5'-cyclic-nucleotide phosphodiesterase activity.
AAAGAAAGCCCAGCACUAACAUCCACUCCUCCAAAGGAUAGACAUAUUCAACAGUGCUGCAACCGCACCCCGUCAUCAGCCUGUCAAACAACAAAUCAAUUGAAGCACUUCGUCACGGAGAGCGAAUACAAAGAAAAGCGACCAAAAGAAACUAACAGCCAUGAAUCUUGAGCCCCCCAAACCAGAUAUGAAGUCAGCCACCCGUGUCACCGGUGGCCCUGCAACGCCACGCAAAGGACCGCCCAAGUUCAAGCAGAGGCAGACUCGUCAGUUCAAGAGCAAGCCACCAAAGAAGGGUGUGCAAGGUUUCGGAGAUGAUAUCCCUGGCAUGGAAGGUUUAGGCACUGAUAUCACAGUCAUCUGCCCCUGGGAGGCUUUCAAUCAUCUGGAACUUCACGAGUUGGCUCAGUAUGGUAUCAUCUGAGCCACCACCAUCCUAUCAUCAUCUGUGAAAUUUAGACCCCUUCCUGUCAUGUGCUAUAAACCACCUGCCAUCGUCUCCAAGUGGACCAUUCCUACUUUUAUAACAGAAUAAACACAGAAAACUGCAACAUUUAUAAAAAUAGAAAAACAAGGAAAAACACUCAACAAAAAAUAUCAGUCUGACUUUACAUCCUUCUGGUUUCACUUCUUUCUUGCAGGCAGAGUACAUUUUCCACAUCUGCUUUAUACUAGGACAAAAACACAUCUGUAUUUUGCUCAGUAUUCUGUCAGGUUGGGUUUCGUUUUUAAAGGCGCACUGCUGCUCUUAUCUUUUCUGUGCACUAUUUUUCUUUUUCCCACUCUUCCUCCCUCUUUUCUUUUGAAACACCAAACAAGUAAAACAGCCUCAGAGUGAGCAAAAACAAGUGUUAUACCCGUGAAAUGUCCGGCUUCUCGUUUCACGUGCCUCGGUGCUUCCCCUGUCCACCUUCGCCGAGAUCAUAAAAGAAGAUCAAAGUCCUGUAGAGAUGAGACACCCUGCCGACCAACACUGAGAGUAAUUUGGCUGAGAUGCUGCACUUACAGUAGAACAAUCCCCAAAUCUGUAACUCCAUUUACUAUACAAUAACACCCAAUUUCAACAACUGCAGAUCCUUAAAGAAGUUUCAGCCUUUCUACCAUCAUAUACUUUUUAUUUUCUGUGCAUUGUGUGUAACCUUAAUGACAUGCUCUGGAAAAGAAAUGCUUGAUUUGAUUAUUAUUAUUUUUUUGUUAAUACCAUUUUGGUCAAGCACACUGUUGUUGGGCAGAAAUCACACCCUGGAUUAUGAUUAUGAUUGUAACACUAGCAUUCAUUUAAAGUUACAUUUCUCAGUAACAGUAAAUGUAUCAGGUUUGGUUAGGAAGCAGUAUUGGGCUGUCAUGUGGAUGUCUUUUUUCUCUUUCAUGAUCAUUUAGUGCUAUUUGAUCCUUCAUCAUCAACAUCGUCAUUAUCAUCAUAUCUCAUUAGCAUUAUGUCAUCAUCAUGUCCCUCUUUAGUUUUACUAGUGUUAUUUAUAUCAAAUAUAUUAUUUUUUCCAUUUGUAUAUUUAAUUGUAUAAUGUUGUCGAUUAUAAUUUUAUAAAUAGCUUCAUUUAAAUGUCCUGUAUCUUUCAUAGAUUUAUUUUGGAUUUAAUUUUGAGCCAUUAAUAUGGCUGUUUCUUCUUAUUUUCUUUCGCUUUAUUAACAUUGUGUUGAGCUUGUGUUUACGUUUUUGUUUUUUGCAUGCUCUUUUUUAAGGCUCUUGUGUUUGUUUAGUCAUUCAUUCAAUCAUCCAUCCAUCCAUCAUCCAUCCAUCCAUCAUCCAUCCAUCCAUCCAUCCAUCCAUCCAUCCAUCCAUCCAUCCAUCCAUCAUCCAUCCAUCCAUCCAUCCAUCCAUCCAUCCAUCCAUCCAUCCAUCCAUCCAUCCAUCCAUCAUCCAUCCAU